GCUGAUGCUGCCGCUAGUCUGUAUCCAAGGAGCAAGACUGACAGAGAGAGAGACAGCCUGAAAACCCGGACCUACCCCACCAACCCCAUCCACCAUCAUCAACUCAGCCCUGCUCCAGAGGAGGGAACAGCAUUGACCUGAGCUCAACACAGUGGAAUCAUGACCCUAGCAGCGUACAGAGAGAAGUUGAAAGAGCUCCCCCUAGUGUCUCUGUUCUGCUCCUGCAUCAACCCUCAGACCAUCGACUGUAAACCCACAUACAAAGCAGAAGAUGUGGUGGAUCUGGGCUGGUGUGUGAUAAAGGAUGUGGAGGUGAUAGAGUUGAACAAGCGUUCUUCGGGCCAGGCCUUCGAGGUCAUCCUGAAGCCUCCGUCAUUUGAUGGCGUCCCAGAGUUCAACGCUACCAUGCCCCAACGCAGAGAACUCUACAUGGAGGACAUCCAGAAGAAACUAGAGGCUGCAGAGGAGAGGAGGAAGUGCCAGGAGGCUGAGUUGCUGAAGCACCUGGCAGAGAAGAGAGAGCACGAGAGAGAGGUGAUUCAGAAGGCCUUAGAGGAGAACAACAACUUCAUCAAGAACUCCAAGGAGAAGCUGGAGCAGAAGAUGGAGGCCAACAAGGAGAACAGAGAGGCUCUACUGGCGGCCAUGUUGGAACGACUGCAGGAGAAGGACAAACAUGCAGAAGAGGUGAGGAAAAAGGUACUAGCUUUGGCAGAUGUGGUGGAUCUGGGCUGGUGUGUGAUAAAGGACGUGGAGGUGAUAGAGUUGAACAAGCGUUCUUCAGGCCAGGCCUUCGAGGUCAUCCUGAAGCCUCCGUCGUUUGAUGGCGUCCCAGAGUUCAACGCUACCAUGCCCCAACGCAGAGAACUCUACAUGGAGGACAUCCAGAAGAAACUAGAGGCUGCAGAGGAGAGGAGGAAGUGCCAGGAGGCUGAGUUGCUGAAGCACCUGGCAGAGAAGAGAGAGCACGAGAGAGAGGUGAUUCAGAAGGCCUUAGAGGAGAACAACAACUUCAUCAAGAACUCCAAGGAGAAGCUGGAGCAGAAGAUGGAGGCCAACAAGGAGAAUAGAGAGGCUCUACUGGCGGCCAUGUUGGAACGACUGCAAGAGAAGAAUAAACACAGCGAAGAGGUGAGGAAGAAGAAAAGAACUGAAGGAGGAAGCCAGCUGGAAGACGAGUGGAGCGAGGGAGUGGGUUUUGUGAGUCAAUAAAAAAAAAUAGACCUGAAAACAAGCCAAUCUGAACUAUGAACACAGGAGUCAAUGUUCAUGUUAAUAAUGUAUACAGUAACGAAUUGGAACAAGUGUACAAAACUAAACAGGGAUUCCACAACACACAACAAAAACAUUGUGAUGAAAUAAAAGAGACAAGGAUGUGUCUGUCUGGUAAUGUAAGGUGCACCAGAGUGUGAGUGGAUCUGGGUGUGAAUGGAUGUUUUAAUGACGAUGUUAAUCAUGUGGGGACAGACAGAGUGAAUCUGGUGUUUGUGGUGGAACACAGUGGAGUGGUAGGUUAUCAAUAUGGUGCCUCAGUCAGUGCCGAAACAUACAGUACCACACCCUUAGAGCCCACUAUCCCAGAGCUGACUGAACACACCCUCAGAGCCCACUAUCCCAGAGCUGACUGAACACACCCUCAGAGCCCACUAUCCCAGAGCUGACUGAACACACCCUCAGAGCCCACUAUCCCAGAUCUGACUGAACACACCCUCAGAGCCCACUAUCCCACUAGCUGACUCGACACACCCUCAGAGCCCACUAUCCCAGAGCUGACUGAACACACCUUUAGAGCCCACUAUCCUAGAGCUGACUGAACACACCCUCAGAGCCCACUAUCCCAGAGCUGACUGAACACACCCUCAGAGCCCACUAUCCCAGAGCUGACUGAACACACCCUCAGAGCCCACUAUCCCAGAGCUGACUGAACACACCCUCAGAGCCCACUAUCCCAGAGCUGACUGAACACACCCUCAGAGCCCACUAUCCCAGAGCUGACUGAACACACCCUCAGAGCCCACUAUCCCAGAGCUGACUGAACACACCCUCAGAGCCCACUAUCCCAGAGCUGACUGAACACACCCUCAGAGCCCACUAUCCCACUAGCUGACUCGACACACCCUCAGAGCCCACUAUCCCAGAGCUGACUGAACACACCCUUAGAGCCCACUAUCCCAGAGCUGACUGAACACACCCUCAGAGCCCACUAUCCCACUAGCUGACUCAACAACAUCCACACUCUGUAUCUCACUUGCAGGCUCUUACACAUCAAAAUGAUUUAUAGUGUGAUAUGUUUUUCCCUACAGCUUUAUCGGGUAAUGCUGUAACCAACUCAUGCACUAUUUUGAAUUUACCGGGGAAUACUGUCAAUGAUAAAUAAUUUGUGUAAAAAGAUUGGAUUGUGUCAUUGGAAAAGGCUAAAUAUGUCUCAAAUACUCUCAAAUAAUUUUAGCAAAUGUAUUGAAAAUGUAAUACAGAAAUAUCUCAUUUACGUAUUUUAAGUAUUCACACAGUCAAUAAAUGUUUGAAUCCACUUUG
Messenger RNA from Oncorhynchus kisutch (coho salmon), 2535 nucleotides. RefSeq names its product stathmin-4-like. Lineage: Eukaryota; Metazoa; Chordata; Actinopteri; Salmoniformes; Salmonidae. Gene Ontology annotation, molecular function: tubulin binding. Gene Ontology annotation, cellular component: neuron projection; cytoplasm. Gene Ontology annotation, biological process: microtubule depolymerization; neuron projection development; regulation of microtubule polymerization or depolymerization. The record is from RefSeq and is a predicted model, not a curated record. The transcript is spliced from 8 exons. Bases 160 to 1212 code for a protein of 350 amino acids.